CAAUUCUGCGCUUCCUUCCCAAUUUCUCCAAUUUCUAAAUCAAGUGCACACCUGAAACAUUCCCUGUUGCUUCAUAAAUCCUUCAAAAAUACAUUCAGAGCGUGAAAUUUAGAAAUGGUGCGUUACUUUAAGAAUAAUCUGGGUGACUUUGUUUGUGGCAGGUCAGCCCAUGAAGUUGAAGGAGACAUUGAUAGGUCAUAUUGGAAGAAGAUCAUCAAAUCCACUGUUGACACGAUCCUGAAAGGACAGCCUCCACGGAAGCCUGGGAGUGGUGGUGAUGGAGGCCUGUAUGUGGGUGUAGCUGGGGUCGCUUACAUGUACUACUAUGUGGCUCAGUGUGAAGUGUUUAGCUCUGAAAGAUAUGAUUAUCUGAACACUGCUCGUGACUAUAUUGAAGUUGCUUUAGAAUCUGCUGUAGUAGAGAAGCAUGAUGAACAUUCCUUCCUACUUGGUGGAGCUGGAGCCUAUGCUGUGGGGAGCAUUAUAUUCAAAGCAUUGGGACAACAGGAUGUGGCGACUAAACUUGUGAAUGAUUAUGCACGGCUGGCCAAGAAGGUUGUGCCAUUGAACUUCCUUCGCUGUGGCUCGGAUGAACUAUUUGUCGGAAGAGCUGGUUAUCUCUGUGGUGCUUUAGCUCUGACCAGAACCCAUCAAACACAGGUUAUUGACAGCACUUCACUUCAUGAAAUCUGUGAAGCCAUGGUAACAUCUGGUCGUUCAGGGGCUGAUCACCAUCGUUACUCUACGCCAGAUCUGCCGUGUCCGUUGAUGUAUGCAUACUAUGAUACAGAAUAUUUGGGUGCAGCCCAUGGUUUAUCCGCCAUCCUUCAGAUGCUGCUACACUUCCCUGACUAUUACAAAUCAAACUAUAGCAUUGAAGAGUGUCUCCACCAAGCUGUCGACUUCAUGAUGGCAAUCCGAGGAAAAGAUGGCAAUAUCGCUCCUGCUAUGGACGAAGUUGGUGUGAUGAGACGUCAUGAGGAUGAAACGCUCAUCCAUUGGUGUCAUGGCGCUCCAGGUGUAGUGUACCUGUUUGCCAAAGCCUACCUAGUCUGGCAUGAGGAGAAAUACCUGGAUGCCUGCAAGCAGUGUGCUGAGGUCACAUGGAGGAAAGGUCUCCUCAAGAAGGGCCCUGGCAUCUGUCAUGGUGUCGCCGGGAGUGGAUAUGUCUUUCUUCUCCUCUACCGUCUUACACAUGAUCCAAAAUACCUACACAGAGCGGUCAGAUUUGCUGAGUUCAUGAUGACGGAUGAGUUUAAAGGUGGUGCACGGACACCAGAUUCCCCAUACAGUCUUUAUGAAGGUCUAGCUGGCACAGUGUGUUUCUUGACGGACUUGCUCGAGCCGCACAAGGCAGCUUUUCCAUUUUUUGACGUCUUCUAAGACCCAGUGUGGUAGUUGAUGUUUUAUGGGCCUUUUGUAAUAUCACAGCUUUAAAUUGAUCUGUGUUCAUUUGGUUUCAAAUAACAUGUAUUGUGUUGAAUAUACCGGUAGUGUAAGUUUUAUAGGUUAUGGUAUAUUGUUUCAAGUAUUGCAAGCCAGGCUUUUAGUGUGCCCUGCUCACUUACAUUAAGCAGAUCUUUAUUCAUGUUGAACACCAGUGAGAAAAAAUGUUAGACUGGUGCUAGUUUGCCAUUAUUGUAAUGUGCUCAAUUUCCUUUUCGUUCCUGACUGCUUUUGUUUGUUUAAGAGCUGUUAAUGUUUGUCUCUCAUUCAGAGGUCAAAGGUCAAGGCAGAGAAGUGUUAAUUCCAUGAAACUUUUGCUUCAAAUAAAUCCUAUGAAUUUGAAA
Lineus longissimus is the source of this 1790-nucleotide messenger RNA. Its product is annotated as lanC-like protein 3. The transcript has 4 exons. The record is from RefSeq and is a predicted model, not a curated record. The coding region runs from base 115 to 1383 and encodes 422 amino acids. Gene Ontology annotation, biological process: carbohydrate metabolic process; peptide modification. Gene Ontology annotation, cellular component: plasma membrane. NCBI's taxonomy places the organism in Eukaryota, Metazoa, Nemertea, Pilidiophora, Heteronemertea, Lineidae.